Penicillium brasilianum is the source of this 756-nucleotide messenger RNA. Lineage: Eukaryota; Fungi; Ascomycota; Eurotiomycetes; Eurotiales; Aspergillaceae. The record is from the annotation of a GenBank genome assembly.
AUGAACGGAAUUUUCCCGGCCGACCUCACGGUCUACCUUGUAUUAGCCCCAAUCGUCGCAUACAUCUUCUAUACACACCGGUGGUCUGGGUUCCUUCCUUGGUUCUACCUCGGCGUCUUUUGCCUGGUAAGAAUUAUCGGAGGCAUCCUCGGGAUCCACGAUAGCGAUGGCCUGCCGGCCAACAUCAUUCAAGCCGUGGGGCUUAUGCAUUUAAUUCUUGCGGUGGACGGAUUGGUUCAUGAAGGACGAGUAUAUCGCAACCCAUCUUCUAGUAGCCUGCUCGGCUGGUCGGUCAUUGUUGUGACUACCAACAUUAUGUUUGUUGCAGUCGCUCUCACGAUAACGGGGUCCCUAUUUAUCUACGAAGGACAUCCCCGCUCGGGUAGUUAUGCAGAGUGGAAAGCCGGCAUCGUUUUGACUAGCGUGGGCUGGGCGAUUCAGGUACUUUGGUCGCUGUUCUCUUUGCUACCUAGCAAUGGAGUGAAGGGCACCGCUGGGUAUCAUGGUGGUACCGCUCUCCUCCAGGGUGCCUUUGUCACUCUUAUAUUUAUCGCAGUGCGUGUGAUCUACGGCCUUGUCUACGUUUUUACGGGGCGAAGAGAUCUCAGUCCUAUUUAUGGAUCUCUUGCGGUUCGUGUCGUUCUCAUGUUUCUUCCCGAAGUCCUUGCCGCUGUUACGAUGAUCGUUGUGGGUCUUCGAACCAGACAUUUGCGGCAGAUUAAACGGGCACCCCGGUCUCAUGGAGUCGGAGCGUGA